Molecule: messenger RNA, 7710 nt
Organism: Wyeomyia smithii (pitcher-plant mosquito)
Lineage: Eukaryota; Metazoa; Arthropoda; Insecta; Diptera; Culicidae
Exons: 9
Coding region: 824-5173 (1449 amino acids)
Biological process (GO): cell surface receptor protein tyrosine kinase signaling pathway; cell differentiation; protein phosphorylation
Cellular component (GO): extrinsic component of cytoplasmic side of plasma membrane
Molecular function (GO): ATP binding; signaling receptor binding; non-membrane spanning protein tyrosine kinase activity
Source: RefSeq, a predicted model, not a curated record
GCUUAGAACGGACGUGUAAAGGUUUAAAGCGACGAACGUGGCGUGCAAGUGUACCAACCGUUUUGCAUUUGGCCACUGAGUGUUUUUCGUGCUCUCUACCGCGCGCACGGCGUUGUAUUGUGUGGCUGCUGGGGGCCACUUUUCUUCCUUGAAGUGUUUGCUGAAGCUUUCGAGGUGCCCCGGCCAAAUGCGCUUUGCAGCGUCUUAACGUCGAAGCUGGCUUGCCGAAAGCAGUAAGUGCCGCGUGUGAGUGUGCGUAGCCAAAGGUACACAGUGAACUUUACAGUUGCAAGAAUCACGCGAGUCAGUGUCACACUAGAAAUUCGGUAAACCAUACAGUGAAGAAGAAGAACUCACCUCACCGAUAGUGACGCGAGUGAAUUAGUAAGGCUGGUAAUCUAACUGACGAAGUACAAGUAAUGGAAAUGUUGUGAUUUGAAACCUCUUGCCAUUAGCCGCUGAAGUUUGGUUUAUCCUCGGCGGUCUGCAAAGAAAAAGUGAAGAUAAAACGAAAUCUUUUCCUAUUGAAAACUGAUCGUUCGGUGUGCGAGAGAGUAAAUUAUUUAUUUAAUAUAAUUUAAGAAGUGUUUGUGGUUCGCGCUGACUGGGGAAGAAACGGAGCGUUUCGAUGUGACUCUUUGCAUCAGCCCUUGCCCCCCAAGUCCGACCGGACAAUAGAGACGCGCUGGUACGUGAUAGAAUCUAUUAACUAAUUGGAAGAAGAAGAAAAAGAAGUUGAAAACAUAAAUACAAACGAAGACAGGAAUAGCAGAACGACGGCGCGGACGGGAUCAGGUCAUAGUAAGUGCCUCUAUCAACCACCAUGUCGUCAACGAUGCCCGUGGUUUGGUGCACCGAUCCGAACUCGUCGGAGAAACGGCAAGCUUUCGCACUCCAGGGAAUCCAGCUGCAGGGCAACAUCACCGAGAAGCAUGUGCUGGCGAUGAAAGAGCUCAUCAGUGCCGCAUCCGAAGGUCGUUUACUGUUGCCCAGUGAUGGGGCCAUUGUCCUGCUAGACUGUGGGCUCAGCAUCGGGUCGAUGGUUAUUGAGGGCAAGGCCGGCCGAGAGGUAACCAAGAGUAUUGGUGGAAGUAAUCAUAAAUCAAUUCUCCCGGCCCUGCCCGAAGGAACGACCGAUGUCAGUAAUUGCACCGCAAAAGCAGCCUUGCAGGAGGAAAGUAAUAACACUAAGGGGGAAGAUAUUGACGAAAUAGUUGAAAACGUCGUUGAUGGGAGGGUGAGUGCCGAAGAGGAUGGCGCAUUUCUAACUGAGUUAACCUUAGGUGAGAGCAAACCACCCGAUCUAUACGGUACUACCGUCGCCGGUGGUACCGCCGAAGGCGGAGAGGAGCUGUACGAAUUUCUCUGCUGUGCCAAAUGUAUGAACGAUCCAUCGUCCAGUUGUUUUAAUCCACCCAGUCAUCGUAGUCGUAGUUUAAGUUCGCUUAAUAAUAAAUCACAGCUGUUGUCCCGGUUCCUAAAUGGUCGGGCUAAAGCGCGGCUGUACUGUGAUCCGUUGUACAACAUCUCCAAUCGCUACUUCAAAAGAUUGGUCAAUCACAAAGGCUGCAAGUCUCGAACCGAAUCCCGUCGGUAUGUGGUACGAAAGAGUUCUAUCCGCAGCGAUCGAUCUGCCCGGGGCAAAGUGGUGAAGAAAAGUAGUGAAAAUAUUCCCAUUUAUGCAACGAUUAACAAGAAAAUGAAAUUGAAAUCCCGACUCGAGGCCUUGCGGCGUCAGAACAUUGACGCUAGCGUUCUGGCGUUACAAAUUGCACUCGACAGCCAGCAGCUGAUCAAGGGUAGAACGAAUCAAGUCACAGACUUAGAGCCAUCAUCACAAAUUAUCAAUCAAUCAUGUUCAUCGUCACCCGUCAUCGGGCCGUUGCAAUCAAAGCCAUACAAUAAUUCCAGUAGGAAAACUAGUUUCGAUUCGACCUGCACCGUCAGUUCCAUGGAUUCUGGCUUUAUCGAUCAACAGCAGCGACAACAGCUGAAACAACUUCAACUUCAACAACAACAGCAGCAGCAGCAGCAGCAGCAGCAACAACAACAGCAGAAAAAGAAAAAGAGCAAAUCCCGCGGUGUUGUGGAUCAACCAUUAACUGUUAGAUCAAGUCCCUGCUUCUCCGAUGAUAGAAACCUACACAAAGCAGAAGACCCAGGGGUGGUGAAUGCUGAAACCGGUACGGCUACAGCUGCGGACGAGAAUCGCUUCAAUGAGCUCUCCAAGGUACAGAUAAAGGAGUGCCUGGUGACACAAUCGCGAAACCGUAGGAAAUCGUAUGAGGAAUUCAAAUCACUUUUUCGACAGCAACAGCAGCAGCAAACUGAAUGCCGAAGCCGUUUGUCUGUGGUAAACGAAAAAACAGCCAUCGGUUCUGGCGUGGACGGCCCAGACGCCAAUAUUAGUAGUAACCUUAGCAUGAAAGCGCGACGAAAAUCUUACGAAGAAUUCAAAGCUUUAGUCAAAAUUUGUGAUAGUAGCGUUAGUAACUUAAAGCCAACAUCGGAGGAAGAGGAAGAAGACGACGAGGAGGGAGGCGGCAAGCAUCUGCAGCAACCCCACACGAUCCACUCGACAGGAGUUGGGGGGUUAUUUAAAAUGAAGCGCAAAAACUCGCGUCGCCUCAGUCUGAAGAAAGCGAAAAUGAACGAUAAGUCUGACCAGCAGCGGACUCUGGAUGCUAAAUCCAGCCCGACAGUGAUUAGCAAUAGCGUUAGUAAAAUUAGCGAAUCUAAUAGUCUUGUUAAAGGUAGCACAAUCUAUGACAUUCUGCGAAGUAACCGCGGCAAACGCGACGACAACAAAUCGUCCACAGUAUCCCUUGGCAAAGGACUGUCGCCGUUUUUAACCGACGAAAUAUAUCGGAAGAACUAUAAAAUUUAUGACAAACUUAUCUCCUACGGAAGCAAAGCGUACAAAAAGUACGACAAAUACAUGACAUAUGGAACGAUUUAUGAAAUUCUCCACCGCAAAUCUGACGCCGCAGAGGAUGUUUUCCUGCGAAAGCGGGCGUUAUCGGAAAAAUUCGCGAAACGAAAAGUCAGCGUUAACUCCCAGUACAGUUCACUAAAGUUCGGUACUAUUUACGACAUCUUGCAGAGCAAGCAAAAUGGCCCGUUUGAACCCGUAACCGGUGAUCAAGCCACCACCGACACUGCGAAAGAAAUCGAACCGGCCAGUAAUUCAAACACUCUCUCCACCAUCUACGACAUCAUCCACAAGAAGUCCGAUUCUCCUAAACAACAGGUAAAGAAUCGUUUUUUGGUAAAGAAAAUCACCGAAGAAGAACUACACAAAGGCAACGAAAACAACCGCAACGAAAUAAACACGGUUCUGGAGGGUGGAAAAACACAACACAGCCCACCUUCACCCGACUACAUGACCCCAAAAUCGCUGGAUGCGACGAAAAAACCCUCUCGCGCCCGCCGCUUUUCCAACAUUCUAUCGUACAGCCCACGAAGCCCACCGGACCAGAGUUCCCCCGAGUCCAGUAAACUUGCUGGCAACACGGCUCGCCUAAAAAAGAUAGCCGCCAGUGACGAAGAUCUGUAUAAACGUGCCACCUCCAAGCAUCUUACCCACCGAAACAGCCACGAUCAGGAUAAAUCCCGCCAACCGAGUCCCAAAGAUGACGAUCUGUAUUCCCGCAUUGGAAAGCUUCGUAAAUCCGCCACCGCUUCCAGUGCACUUUGUUCGAAAAUCGAAGAAGGUUUCCCACUGGACAGUUUCAAGUUCCUUCCGGAAACGCGAUACAGACCGCCCACUGGCAGCCGACAGGAUCGGUUUCUAGUGCCCCAACCGGGUGCCAUUUUUAAGUCCAACUCGUUGGACAUGCUAGCGCCGUCAAAGUUCGCCAAAAAUCCCCGAUGGCACAAGCAGCAAGCACCGGUGCGUAAGCUGUCCCCGCUCGUGAUGCCUCGGAAAUCGAGCGGCUCGACACCAUCACCCCAGCAGAAGAGCACCCGACGGAUGUCGGAGUUCACCCGGGGCGAGUUCCUGAACGAAAAACUAUGGUACUUCCGGAAGAUCAAAAGAAUAGAGGCGGAGAAAAAACUGCUGCUGCCGGAAAACGAGCACGGAGCGUUCUUAAUCCGUGACUCCGAAAGCCGCCAUAAUGACUACUCGCUGUCGGUACGGGAUGGCGACACCGUAAAACACUACAGAAUCCGACAGCUGGAUGAAGGUGGUUUCUUCAUCGCCCGGCGAACCACCUUCCGCACCCUACAGGAACUGGUCGAACAUUACAGCAAGGACUCCGACGGUCUGUGUGUGAAUCUCUGCAAACCCUGCGUUCAGAUCGAGAAACCGGUCACCGAUGGCCUGUCGCACCGCACCAGGGACCAGUGGGAAAUCGACCGAACGUCGCUCAAGUUUGUCCGUAAGCUGGGUUCCGGCCAGUUCGGUGACGUGUGGGAGGGACUGUGGAACAACACGACGCCGGUCGCCAUCAAAACGCUCAAAUCAGGCACGAUGGACCCGAAAGAUUUCCUCGCCGAAGCUCAAAUCAUGAAGAAACUUCGCCACAGCAAGCUAAUCCAGCUGUACGCCGUAUGUACCCUGGAAGAACCCAUCUACAUCAUCACUGAGCUGAUGAAGCAUGGUUCCCUGCUGGAAUUCUUACAAGGUAAGGGCAGAAACCUAAAGCUUCCCCAGUUGAUCGACAUGGCUGCCCAAAUCGCCGCCGGUAUGGCGUAUCUGGAGUCGCAAAACUACAUUCAUCGUGAUUUAGCCGCCCGGAAUGUGCUUGUCGGCGAUAACAACAUCGUUAAGAUUGCCGAUUUCGGUCUAGCGAGAUUAAUCAAGGAAGAUGAAUAUGAAGCGCGAGUGGGUGCUCGAUUCCCGAUCAAGUGGACUGCACCGGAGGCUGCUAAUUAUAGCAAAUUUUCGAUUAAAUCGGACGUGUGGAGUUUUGGCAUCCUGUUGACCGAGUUGGUCACCUACGGAAGAAUACCAUAUCCCGGUAUGACAAACGCUGAAGUGCUAACCCAGGUAGAGCACGGGUACCGAAUGCCUCAGCCUCCGAACUGCAAUGCCACCCUUUACGAAAUCAUGCUCGAGUGCUGGAAUAAGGACCCAAUGCGACGGCCCACAUUCGAGACCCUGCAGUGGAAACUAGAAGACUUCUUCACAAUGGACCCAAGUGAAUACAAAGAGGCAGCACCAUUCUGAUAAAUAGCGGAUGAUUGCGCACUCGGUUCUGCUCCUAGCACCGCUAACACUGCUACAAACUCUGCUACGGCAAUUGCUACUAUUACUGCUGCUACAACAAACGUUUCCAAAGCUGAUGGAAAAACUCGCGACAACCGUCGGCAAGCACGUUCACGCCGCCAGGUACUGCUAUUUAUUUAGAGAUUCUGCUUCUUCAACUGACUACAUAACUAUUCGACCCAAUUGCAAAUCAACAUACAAUUACGCAUGAAAGUGUAAAAGAUUUCCCAGGUCACCGCAUCCACCUGUGCUUGCAUUCAUUUAGAAAUACAUUAACAAGACGCAAAUUAGGAGUAACGAUAGUAUAUCUCUUUUUUUUUGUCAGGCUAUUUAUUAGCGAACCCUUUUUACCACCUCAAAACCGAAAUCUGUAGCGUUUUUCCUAGUCUGAUUUUCUUUGCAUUGUGACGCCUUCGCAUAGAAAAUUUAGCUUGAUACAUCACUCGAUUGAAAUAUACAAUUCAUUCCUUAAAAAAAUCAAACCGAAUCGUAAUAGAACAAUCAUAAGUUUAAAAUCACCACGCCUAACGAGGGUUGAUAAAUUCGCUAGAAUCGGAAACACUCAGCAAACGUGUUGAAUUAUGAUAGUUGUGCGGUUGAAUAAGCGAUUAUGUGUUUUUGUUAAUAGUAACGAAUACAGCCUAUCGAUUCGCUGUGUUUCUGUUAGAUUUUAGUAAUGCGUUUUGUCUUUAUCCCGGGAUCUAAAUACUACUGAAUGCGCGGUAUUAUCCUUUAACUAUAAGUCUUUUCAGUAGUACGCAAGAAAAAUCGCAGAAUCGUUGCUUAGUAGGUACGUACUGUGACGACAUUUUUGACCGACCAAUUAACGUUAGACUAUCACGCACACAUACACACUUACGAAAGCGGGAUAACACUACAGACCAUCAUUAUUGAAGUAUGCAGCGGGGGAGUUAGGAAGUUUUUCUGCAGUACGUGCAAAUUGUUAGAUCUCUGUUUUCGCUCUAAAAGUUGACUGUCAGCACAUUGGAUUUCGCAUUACAUAUCGCAUUUUAAAUUCGAAAGAUGCCAUUCGCCUUGAAUAUUGGUCAUUCUGUCAGUGAUUGAACACAAAUCUGAAAUGAUUAACACUUUUGUUAAAAACAUACUGCCGUCAACAAAAUGUUAGAGCUAGUAACUGAUAUUCAUGGUGAAUCACAGAGUCUCUGUCUUGAAUCUGACCUCUUCAGCGUCUUCUGGCACAUUAACUCAGUUUGCCUAAAUCUUCUGAACAUAAUAACUCUCACAAUUGUAAAUAAUAUCGAGCACUAAGCCAACAGAUAAAACUUCAAACAAUGAACACAAUAUAAAGUUUAAGCUACAAAGACACUCGUAAUUAGCAACAUUAUAAUGGACAACAAUAGCGGGAUGCGUAUGAUAUGUUUCGAAGGGAAGUAAUACAGACAUAAAUAAAUUAUUUUCCAGUACAGUAUAGUGAAGGAAAGUGGAUCGCUUAUUGCUGAGCUAGAGACAAUUCCGGGAUGAAAUCCUAUCCUGCUUUAUUUCUUUGCACGCCCAGUUCGAGUAUUGCUGCCUCAAGCUUCGAAUUAUUAGUAUGUAUAUCAUAUAUAUGACACAUACUUGCUAAACAGACUGAAUCGAAAUAUUUCAAAAUAAUUGUUUGCUGGGCAUAGUUAUCCUUCGCACAUGUUGGUUUAAUUUUUUCAUCUCGUUAAGCUUUGCACCGCACAUAUUACGAAAAAAUGUACAUUUCGCACUGUCUAGAUCAAAUUUUAUACUUUCCCAAUUCGUUAUUUUCAUUCGAAUUUUCGCGCUGCUUUGUUCUGCACCGCCAAUGGCAAACCCAAUAGAGUUAAUUAGGAUCCACCUGAGGGUGAAGCGAUUGUAUUGAACUGUACAAUUCCUCACGAAAACAGGACCCAAAGUAACCGUCUGUAUAUUUACUUCACAAAACGAUUGCAAAAAAAAAAACAACUGCUUCAAGAAUUCUAUGGGUUAGUAAAAUGCGUAAGGUCUCAAUAUUUCAAAUUAUGUGCCCAAACUUAAUCCGUAAACGCUAUAACAUAAUGCACUCGAAAGUAUUUUUCCAUUAAAAUGUGACGCAAACAGCUUAUAAAUUUGUAAGGAAAAGUGGAAAUACAUAAUGCUAUUAUAGGGUAAAUUUUGUCUGAAAUCGCACACUGACUCGAGCAAAAAUUUCAACUGUAUAAUUCGAAUAAAAUUUUCUCAACUUGAAACUACACACCGAGUUUCUGCUAAUGUUCGUCUGAUGGAAAACAAAAAACAAACUGAAUAGAUAACACAUUUUCAAGCAUCGCAUCACCUAUUCGUCGCGACAAAAAAGGACACUAUUUUACGAGAAAGAAAAACGGAGAGGUGCACCACCGCUUGACCGUAUGUUUCAUGAUAUUUUCAAUUGUAAAUGUUGAUAAUUAGAGCUAUAAGUAAGAAUACUAAACUAUAUAACAAACAAAAUCAAUGAUGGUCGAAUGAUCACUCACACGAAACAAAAAAUAUAUGGAAAAGUUUUAUAAAUAAUA